AUGGAUAAAACUCCAUAUGAAUUCUGGAAAGGUCGAGCACCUUCCUACAAAUUCUUAAAAGUGUGGGGCUGUUUGGCAAAGGUUGCAAUCACUGAUCCGAAAAAGAUCAAAAUAGGAUCUAAAACGGUUGACUACGUAAAUGCUUCAUUCUUUGAGAAUGUGUUUCCUCACGAAAGUACACAUGAAAUGAGCACUCUUAAACGAACUCAUAAAGCUGUGACUCAAAAUGAGGAAGAAGGAACUUCACAUCAAAAUGAGGCAAUAGACAGUGAAAUUGAGUCCAUCAUUCAAAACCACACCUGGGAACUAGUGGAUUUACCUCCUGGAAGUAAACCAUUGGGUUCGAAUGGGAAAAAGGUGGACAACAAGAUUGAAUAUAAAGGGCUUGAUGGUGAGAGUCAUGAUGAACCUACAGUGGUGGUACCGAGUGCUCCCACCACACCUCAUGUUGAGAAGGAAAAGCCAGAAGAAGAGGUUGUUCCAACAGUGCCUUUUCCAUCUCGUCUUACACCGGCUAAGAAAAACAAGUAUAAUCGGGACAUUUUUGAAGUUUUGAAGAAAUUUCGGCUCUUUGAGGCCAUGAGACAUUCUAAUGAUUCAAAGACUUGUUUUUGGGUGGAUGUGGUGGAUAGAAGAGUCGACAUGGAGUUGCAUAGAAAUGAUAAAACCAUUGCUUUGGAAGCUUUUCUAGUGGGAGAUAUUGAGAGGACUCUGGACAAUGAUACUCAAGAAGUUGUAAACAUGUUUGAGGCUUCUCCUAGUUAUCAACACAAGUGGCGUCCGACCUUUGAAAAUUUGAGGGACUCUCCAAAUCUUGAGAAGCUAGUACCAUCUAUAGUGAGUCCGCCAGAGCUAGAGUUGAAGCCUUUGCCCGCACACUUGCGAUAUGCAUUCUUAGGUAACUCUAAAACUCUUCCUGUUAUUAUUUCUUCUAAUCUUUCUCUCUUGGAAGAAGAGAAAUUGCUCCGUGUUCUCAGGGAAUACAAGAGUGCAAUUGGGUGGACCAUUGCGGAUAUUCGUGGCAUUAGCCCCUCUGUGUGCAUGCAUCGCAUUUUGAUGGAGGACGGAACUAAAGCCACUAGAGAGGGACAAAGAAGAUUAAAUCCAAUCAUGAAAGAAGUUGUCCGGAGUGAGAUUUUGAAGCUCUUGGAUGUUGGCGUUAUUUAUCCUAUUUCUGAUUCCAAAUGGGUGAGUCCAGUCCAUCUUGUGCCGAAGAAAUCUGGGAUUACUGUCGAAGCCAAUGAGAACAAUGUGCUUAUUCCUACUCGGAAGGUCACGGGAUGGCGAGUUUGUAUUGAUUAUCGGAAACUGAAUUUAGCUACCCGAAAAGAUCACUUCCCAUUACCUUUUGUUGAUCAGAUGCUUGAGAGACUGGCAGCGCAUGAGUAUUAUUGCUUCCUGGAUGGUUAUUCUGGUUAUAACCAAAUUGCCAUUGCUCCCGAAGAUCAAGACAAGACUACUUUCACUUGUCCAUUUGGAACAUUUGCUUACCGUCGGAUGCCUUUCGGCUUAUGCAAUGCUCCUGCAACAUUUCAGCGUUGCAUGAUAAGCAUCUUCUCUGACAUGGUGGAGCGUUUUAUUGAGAUAUUUAUGGAUGAUUUUUCUGUCUUUGGGUCAAGUUUUGACAAUUGCCUUCAGAAUCUGUCUAUUGUGUUGAGGAGAUGUGAAGAAACCAAUUUGGUGCUAAAUUGGGAAAAAUGCCACUUUAUGGUGCAACGAGGAAAUGUGUUGGGGCAUAUUAUCUCCAAAAAUGGGAUUGAAGUUGAUCCGGCAAAGAUUGAGCUUAUAUCGAAGCUUCCUCCUCCGAUCAAUGUGAAAGGAAUUCGUUCUUUUCUGGGACAUGCAGGGUUCUAUAGGAGGUUCAUUCAAGAUUUUUCUAAAAUUGCUAGGCCUUUAUGCAACCUUUUGACCAAAGAUGCAGUUUUUCUAUUCGAUGAAGCUUGUAUGAGGGCAUUCGAUUUGUUGAAAGAGAAACUUACUACCGCUCCAAUUAUGAUGCCUCCGGAUUUUUCUUUGCCAUUUGAAAUUAUGUGCGAUGCUUCUGACUUUGCCAUUGGAGCAGUGCUUUGUCAACGAGUUGACAAGAAGUCUCAUGUUAUAUAUUAUUCAAGCCAAACACUCAAUGAUGCUCAAGUCAAUUAUACCACCACCGAGAAAGAGUUGUUGGCCAUUGUUUUUGCCUUGGACAAGUUUCGUCAAUAUUUAGCAUGCUCUAAAGUGAUUGUCUACUCUGACCAUGCAGCAUUGCGGUAUUUAUUGUCAAAGAAAAACUCCAAGCCACGGCUCAUUCGUUGGGUACUGCUUCUCCAAGAGUUUGAUUUGGAGAUUCGGGAUAAAAAGGGGUGUGAGAAUGUAGUUGCUGAUCAUCUCUCUCGGCUCGCUAUCAAGGAAAACGGUGAAAGAGAUAUGGAUUUUAAUGAGACCUUUCCAGAUGAGCAUUUAUUUGAGGUCGAGGAGGUUCCUUGGUAUGCAGAUAUCGUUAAUUAUCUGGUAAGCCGAAAGUUACCUCCGGGCAUGACCACACAUGAGAAAAACAAGUUUCUGAUUGAGCUAUUUGAUGUGUGGGGGAUUGACUUCAUGGGUCCAUUCCCCAAUUCCCAUGGAAAUCUAUAUAUUUUGGUGGCGGUUGAUUAUGUGAGUAAAUGGGUUGAAGCUCUACCGUGCAAAACCAAUGAUCAUGGUGUGGUUUUGCAUUUCUUGAAAAAUAUGAUCUUUGCAAGGUUUGGAACUCCAAGAGCUAUUAUUAGUGACGGUGGAUCACAUUUUUGCAACAAGUACUUUGAGAAGUUGAUGAAAAAAUGUGGGGUAACUCACAAGGUUUCUACACCUUACCACCCGCAAACGAGUGGCCAGGUGGAGAUAUCGAACCGGGAGAUCAAACAUAUUUUUGAGAAGACGGUUUCUUCUAGUAGAAAGGACUGGAGUAUUAAGCUUAAUGAUGCUCUUUGGGCUUAUCGGACCGCUUUUAAGACUCCUAUUGGCAUGUCUCCUUACCGGUUAGUCUUUGGGAAGCCUUGUCAUUUACCGGUAGAGCUGCAACAUCGAGCAUACUGGGCAAUCAAGGUUUUGAACUUUGAUCUCCAGGAAGCUGGCAAUAUGAGGAAGCUCCAACUUAAUGAGCUUGAUGAGCUGCGGAAUGACUCCUAUGAGAAUGCUAAAAUCUACAAGGAAAAGACCAAACUCUUUCAUGAUAAACAUAUCUCAAGGAAGGUAUUUGAACCAGGUCAAAAAGUCUUGCUGUAUAAUGCUCGCCUUCGAUUUUUUCCGGGAAAGCUUCGAUCAAGAUGGAGUGGUCCGUAUGAGGUGAUUAAAGUUCUUCCUUAUGGCUCUGUAUUUAUCAAGGACCCUCGCACAAGUUUUGAGCAGCAAGUAAAUGGUCACCGCCUCAAGCCCUAUUUUGAGACCUCUUUUGAUAUGGAAAAGUACAAGUUACGCUUGGAAGAUCCUCCAUCCCUUUGA
Molecule: messenger RNA, 3459 nt
Organism: Tripterygium wilfordii
Lineage: Eukaryota; Viridiplantae; Streptophyta; Magnoliopsida; Celastrales; Celastraceae
Exons: 6
Coding region: 1-3459 (1152 amino acids)
Biological process (GO): DNA integration
Molecular function (GO): nucleic acid binding
Source: RefSeq, a predicted model, not a curated record